AUGUUUGCCGAACGGCUCGUCAUCCCGUCGCUCCAUCGCAAGCGAUGCCUCGAACAGCUCCAUUGUGGCCAUCCUGGUAUGCAGCGUAUGAAGGCCCUCGCUCGAAGCUACGUGUAUUGGCCCAGUUUGGAUGCUGACAUCGUCAACUUUGUCAAGGCAUGCCAACACUGUGCGGCCGUAGCCAGGUCACCUCCUCACUCUUCACCGGUGCCGUGGCCCAAGCAGACCGCUCCGUGGCAGCGCGUCCACGUGGAUUAUGCCGGUCCAAUCGAAGGCGAAUAUUACCUGAUCGCCGUCGACUCCUUCUCCAAGUGGCCAGAAAUCAUUCAAACCUCCCGUAUAACCUCGGCGGCAACCAUCAGCAUUCUCGGUGGGUUGUUUGCUCGGUUGGGUAUGCCUGUUACACUAGUCAGCGACAACGGAACCCAAUUCACGAGCGCUGAAUUCGCAGAUUUCUGCGCCUCAAACGGCAUCGAACACCUCACAACUGCUCCGUUUCAUCCACAAUCAAAUGGCCAAGCUGAACGAUUUGUUGACACGUUCAAAAGGGCUGUUACAAAAAUUCGAGAGGGGAGAGGAUCGAUACAGCAAGCGUUAGACAUAUUCCUGUUAACGUACCGAAGUACACCCAACCGGGCACUGCCAGACCAAAAGUCGCCGUCCGAGGUCAUGUUUGGUCGCAAAAUACGCACCUGUCUCGAGCUGCUACGUCCCCCAACGGUACGAACUCCAGUGGCACCGUCGGACGAUCACACAAAACCGAGGUUCUUCAGCCGGAACGAUUCGGUUUACGCUAAGCUUUAUGGCCAUAACGGUUGGAAGUGGGCUCCUGGAACAAUCAUCGAAAAAAUAGGAGACGUGAUGUAUAACGUAUGGGUCGAUGAUCGCCGAAUGCUGCGUUCCCAUAUCAACCAACUCCGGAGUCGCCUAGCUGUCGACUCGAUACCAAAGCAACCUGCCAAUCAAGCCACCUCUCGUCAGUAUUCGUUACCGCUCGACAUCCUGUUGGGUGCCUGGAAUCUACCAAAUCAAUCUUCUGGCACGCCAGCACCGUCCCUUGUUGCGAGGGGAUCUGAAUUAUCACCUGUCUCCAGUCCCGAGCAUACCUUGCUAGGUUCAGUGCCGGCGCUUGCGUCGUCUACACCACAGCAGGAAGUCUCGGCUUUCCCAUCAACGUCAUCGACAUCAACAACAUCAACAUCAACUGAAUUCGAAUCCGCCAUCGAAGUCGAAUCCGUGGUAAAUCUACCUAGACGUUCUUCACGAACCCGAAGACCGCCGAACAGGUUUGAUCCGUCCCACCUUUAUUAA
Topomyia yanbarensis is the source of this 1311-nucleotide messenger RNA. RefSeq lists its product as uncharacterized. The transcript has a single exon. NCBI's taxonomy places the organism in Eukaryota, Metazoa, Arthropoda, Insecta, Diptera, Culicidae. Gene Ontology annotation, molecular function: nucleic acid binding. Bases 1 to 1311 code for a protein of 436 amino acids. The record is from RefSeq and is a predicted model, not a curated record. Gene Ontology annotation, biological process: DNA integration.